CAUGGGAGGCUGUGGGGUUUUCUGAAACGUUUGUCGGGCUUUUGGCGAAGCAUGAGCUUUUAAAAGGAAUUCUUUUUAAAGAGACCCAUUUGUGUAGCUGGAAAAGAUGAUACACAUGCUAAAUGCAUCAGCCUAUCGGGUGAAAUGGACCAGAUCCGGGGCUGCUAAAAGGGCUGCCUGCCUGGUGGCUGCGGCAUACGCUCUGAAAACCCUCUAUCCCAUCAUUGGCAAGCGUUUAAAGCAGUCUGGCCACAGGAAGACGAAAGCAGCAGCUUGCCCGCCUGCAGAGAACAGAGAAAUACUGCAUUGCACAGAGAUUGUCUGUAAGAAGCCUGCACCGGGACUGAAUGCAGAUUUUUUCAAACAGCUACUAGAACUUCGGAAAAUCCUCUUUCCAAAACUUGUGACCACGGAAACGGGGUGGCUCUGCCUCCACUCAGUGACUCUAAUCUCAAGAACAUUUCUGUCUAUCUAUGUGGCUGGUCUGGAUGGGAAAAUCGUGAAAAGCAUCGUGGAAAAGAAGCCCCGGAGUUUCGUCAUCAAAUUAAUCAAGUGGCUUAUGAUUGCCAUUCCUGCCACCUUUGUCAACAGCGCAAUCAGGUACCUGGAGUGUAAGCUGGCUUUGGCCUUCAGAACUCGCUUAGUAGAUCAUGCCUAUGAAACCUAUUUUGCCAACCAGACUUAUUAUAAGGUGAUAAAUAUGGACGGGCGGCUAGCAAACCCAGACCAGUCUCUUACUGAAGACAUCAUGAUGUUCUCGCAGUCUGUGGCUCACUUGUAUUCCAACCUUACCAAACCUAUUCUAGACGUAAUCCUAACCUCCUAUACACUCAUCCGGACGGCCACAUCCCGAGGAGCAAGCCCCACAGGGCCCACGCUGUUAGCAGGACUCGUAGUCUAUGCCACUGCUAAAGUGCUGAAAGCUUGCUCGCCCAAAUUUGGUACCCUGGUGGCUGAAGAAGCUCACAGGAAAGGCUAUUUGCGGUAUGUUCACUCCAGAAUCAUAGCCAAUGUGGAAGAAAUUGCCUUCUACAGAGGACAUAAGGUAGAAAUGAAGCAACUGCAGAAAAGUUACAAGGCUUUAGCUUAUCAGAUGAACCUUAUUUUAUCCAAGCGUUUAUGGUACAUCAUGAUAGAACAGUUCUUGAUGAAGUAUGUGUGGAGCAGCUGUGGACUAAUUAUGGUGGCUAUACCUAUUAUCACUGCAACAGGCUUUGCAGAUGGUGAUCUAGAAGACGGUCCAAAGCAAGCUAUGGUGAGUGACCGGACAGAGGCCUUUACCACCGCCCGGAAUUUACUAGCCUCUGGAGCUGAUGCUAUCGAAAGGAUUAUGUCUUCAUACAAAGAGAUCACUGAACUAGCAGGCUAUACUGCUAGAGUAUACAAUAUGUUCUGGGUUUUUGAUGAGGUAAAAAGAGGCAUUUAUAGGAGAAAUGCCACUCAGGAGCCUGAAAAUCACAAACAGAGUGGAGGUAACAUGGAACCACCCCUGAGUGACACCCUGGAGAUCAGAGGAACAGUUGUUGAUGUGAAUCAUGGAAUCAUUUGUGAAAAUGUUCCCAUAAUUACACCAGCGGGAGAAGUGGUGGCUUCCAGGCUGAACUUCAAAGUAGAAGAAGGGAUGCAUCUUUUGAUAACUGGCCCCAAUGGUUGUGGGAAAAGCUCUCUCUUCAGAAUCUUAAGUGGCCUGUGGCCUGUGUAUGAAGGAGUCCUGUAUAAACCACCUCCCCAACAUAUGUUCUAUAUUCCACAGAGGCCAUACAUGUCUCUUGGAAGUCUUCGGGAUCAAGUCAUUUACCCUGAUUCAGUGGACGACAUGCAUGAAAAAGGCUACACAGACCAAGACCUGGAAUGCAUUCUGCACAGUGUCCACCUCUACCACAUAGUGCAGAGAGAAGGAGGAUGGGAUGCUGUUAUGGACUGGAAAGAUGUCCUCUCAGGAGGGGAAAAGCAGAGAAUGGGUAUGGCACGGAUGUUUUACCAUAAACCAAAGUAUGCAUUGCUGGAUGAAUGUACCAGUGCUGUGAGCAUUGAUGUUGAAGGAAAGAUAUUUCAGGCUGCUAUAGGGGCUGGAAUUUCCUUACUGUCCAUAACACACAGGCCUUCUCUGUGGAAAUACCACACUCAUUUAUUACAAUUUGAUGGCGAAGGAGGUUGGCGCUUUGAACAGCUGGACACUGCUAUUCGUUUAACACUGAGUGAAGAAAAACAAAAGUUAGAGUCUCAGCUUGCCGGAAUUCCCAAAAUGCAGCAGAGGCUCAAUGAACUAUGUAAAAUUCUGGGAGAAGACUCGGUGCUGAAAACAAUCCAAAAUGAAGAUGAGAUGUCCUAAUUUAUCUUGACUUAUUUUAAGUUAACUUCUAGGUGAAGCCAGAGAAUCUCUCUUUACUGCAUGCAGUAUGUUAAGCUAAGUGCAGAGAAGGCAAGCCAGCAAAAGAGUAUUUUGUAUGACUUUAGCAUCAAGGAAAAUACAUGGCAACUUUUUGAACGAAAGAAAACCAAACACCUUAGUCAACAUUAGUAGUGAUUAAUGUCCAGUGAAAGGCUAACUCACCUGUAAGACAGGACUUUCUAGGACUAGGGGAAUGUGUGUGGUCUGAGGUUCAUCCUGUGGGAGAAAGCCCAGAAGCAAAACAAUAAGGACAGCGCCUGGGUUGAUGUCAGGUGUGCAGAAUUAGGGUGCUGAUUGUUACUUCAGCCGCAUUCGACGAACUGUAGGGCAACAUGCGAGUGAAAGCCAUAAUCAGCCUUUCUAGGGGCCAACUAAAACUGGGUACAGAAGAACAGUUUGAUGAAUAAUUUCAAUACGAAAAAAUGUAUUUUAAUGACAGUGGUUGAAAACAAGCCUGGCUAGACAAGUAUAAAGUACUGUAUUAAAAAAAAAAUUAGACUUUGAAUAUCUUAAUACAGACACAAAAAAUUAACAUUAGUAAGAAUUGUAUGUGUUUGUUUAAGGAAAAAAAAACUUUUAUUUUUUAAAAAGAGAUUUGCCCAUAUGGAAGAGGAUCCGAGCAAAGCAUGUCCUGGCUGCUGCUUGAUUCUGUAGAUAGCUACCACAAUUUCUAUCCAGAAAUAUUGCUUGUUUGGUGCCCCAAAAAAGCAUUUAAAAAACUUGAUUGCUAUCCUAAAUAUGGAUGCUAGAAAUCACGGUUUUGUUCCCACAUUCAUUUCAUUUUACUCUGUCUUUGAAGCAAUCUUUUGAGUCAGAUCAUUUUUGCUCAUUUCCUUCUGAGAAAAUAGACCCUCAGAUUUACUUUUAAUUUUCUGAUUUAUUUUGGAAGAGAAGUAGAGAUCAAAGGAAGUUCUCAUGACUCUCUGAAUCAGUGCUGUUAUCACUAUUGCCCCUUAAAUUUAACUGGGAUAUAGUGUCAAUAAAAAUAAAAAAUAAAAAAGGGAGAUGUGCCAGGAAGGUGGCCCGAAAUGAAAUUGUAUGCAGAGUAGAGAAUGACACUUGCUUCUUGUAGGAGACCUGGGUUUUAUUGCCAGCACCUACAUGGUAGCUUAUAACCGUGUCUAGCUCCAGUUUCAGAGGAUCCGACACCCUCCUCUGGCUUCCAAGGGCUCUGCAUGAGUGCACUGCUCAUAUAUGCAGACAAAACACCCAAACAACAUAGCGUUAAAAAUAAAUACAUCUGAGAGACGGUAAAGAUAUUGAAAGUUGGCAAUGUUCAUGUCAUUAUUAUUUAAUUAGUAUUUGCAAAAUUGGGUAGGAAGUGGAACGGUCAUUGGUCUUUGACUUAAAAUGAACCUAGAAAGUCGGCACACUGAAGCCAUGUUUACACAGCCACCUAAGUGUCUGCAGCUUCAGCGCUAAGAAAGGCAGUACAUUGUACUUCUGGUAAGCUUCACAUUGCUGAAUAAGACGAGAAGCCAUCUAUGUGAACACACCCUGUGGAAUGCGUCUCGUGCGUGUGUGUGCACUGGAGAAUGAAAGCUGUAAUUGGCGCCCUCACCUUGUCCUCUCUCAGGCAGGAUGAUAUAUAUGAAAAGCUGAGAUGAACCGUUUCAGGGGUUUAGGAUUUUGUUUACGUGUUUAGGCAGCAUUCUAGCAGAUGCUAACUUGCAGUAGACUAUUUAGGAGAUAGGCUACCUGGAAGUCAUUCACAAAGAUUGCUGUAAGAAAUUACAGCAUUUCCACAUUUUCGAGUCCACAAAAUUUAGGUAAUUUGAAUUACCAGUGAAUGUAAGGUGAUUACCUCACAUGAAACAAUGUGAUAGAAGAUCAUAAUUAAUACUUUUUUAUCUGUCCGCUCCUACUACUUCUUACUGAAAAUGUGGGGCAAGAAUUAAAGACUUUGUUUAGAAAAAGUAUGGAACCAGAAACUGGCACUUGAUAUUUUUUAAGAAACAAUUCACUAAUCUUUGACAACCGUGUGAGCAGUUAGCCAGGUUAUAGUGCUAAGAGGGGAAACAUUUGGAAUAAGUGUUUUCCAUCGGCUUUGAAAGGCACAAGAGGAAAAUGUAAAGUUCACGCUUGAAGCUAUAGUUUUCAUAAUUUAAAAUAAAACCAUCUAAGACUGGAUGGCUUACAUUUUUAAGCUUCGCAAGGAAUGCCAACACUGAUACUAGAUUUGUAAUUGGACCUUAUUUAAUAAAUGUUACCAAUGAGCUGAAGGGAAACAGAAGACUCAUGACAUAGUGGACAGGGUUCUGCGAUGUUCAAAUUUCUAUUCUAAGACUCUGGUCUCAAAAUUUAAACAUUAAAGUUUCAGGACAAACCUUUUUUUUUUUUUUUUUUUUUUGAGGUGGGGUGUAACUACGUAUUUCCUAAAUUGCUUUUUCUGAGACCAAAUAUCCUCUGUCCUGGAGGGAGAAUCCGAUGUGAAGUUGUGUUAGAUGCCACUGUCCGAAGAGGCAGGUGCAUUUGUGAAAACUUGAGCUCUACUGAGACCUCUCCUUCUUUGGCUACAACAGAGAAUAAUAAGGAAAAUGAAGUAUAGCCUCAGUUGUCAAACUACUUUUCUUUCCCUCAGAAAUGAUGUAAAUUUAUGGAGCUUGAUUAUCUGGGGGUUAACUUAUAAGCUGCGUUCCAUAUAAAUGUGACAUUCUGUCUCUGCAGCACGCUGUGGUAUGCCGAGCAUGAGUCUGAAGCUGUGUUCACCCUUAUAGGUGGGAUAAUCUUGAAAACUCUCUUAAAUCACAAUGAAGUUGAAGAUAUAACUUGAAAACAAACCCAACACAAACUCUGUGUUUACCCAGGAACAGUUUUCUUUUGAUGGUAAUUUGACUUUUGUCCCAAAUUUUUCGUGUAUCAAUAAAGGAAUAAACACA
Psammomys obesus (fat sand rat) is the source of this 5271-nucleotide messenger RNA. It is a transcript of the gene Abcd2, whose product is annotated as ATP binding cassette subfamily D member 2. Gene Ontology annotation, biological process: long-chain fatty acid import into peroxisome; fatty acid beta-oxidation; peroxisome organization. NCBI's taxonomy places the organism in Eukaryota, Metazoa, Chordata, Mammalia, Rodentia, Muridae. Bases 107 to 2332 code for a protein of 741 amino acids. Gene Ontology annotation, cellular component: peroxisomal membrane. The transcript is spliced from 10 exons. Gene Ontology annotation, molecular function: ATP hydrolysis activity; ABC-type transporter activity; ATP binding. The record is from RefSeq and is a predicted model, not a curated record.